This is a messenger RNA of Coffea arabica (coffee), 1315 nucleotides long. The record is from RefSeq and is a predicted model, not a curated record. Lineage: Eukaryota; Viridiplantae; Streptophyta; Magnoliopsida; Gentianales; Rubiaceae.
ACUUUGUGUUCUUGGGAGAGUUUUUUUUCCAAGCCUUAACCGAAUUGAGAAACUUUUGCUCUCGUAUGUCUUUUUGCAAUAGAAAUCAGAGGAGACAAGAGCCUCCAUUAUUGACCAUAUAUUACUCUUCCAUUUUUGGUUGACUGCGGCAAUCCCAAUGCUAAGCCUGGUUGACCGCAAUUGAUAGAACAAAAGAAGCAGAAGCUUUUCUCGUAUCAUUGUGGGCAAAUAGGAGGCAGCCACUAUUGUGGACUUUGUGGAUUUGUUUCUUUACUCAAUUUUGACCGGAAUUGGAAGUCAACCUCAGACCAUUGUAUAUGUACGCUUUGGAAGAAACCUGGAAGCAGAAAAGCUUCCUUGCGUUUUCCUCUGGUGCUGACCGAAGCGAAGGAAAAGUAUCUGCAAACCUCCCUAAACUCCACGCGCCGCUUGUCCUUCAUUAAUGGAGGGUUAAUUCUCCAACUCUAGUCAAGGGAGCAACUAAUGAAUUGGUUCAACUAAUACUGUUCGUGUCGUAUUUUCGGAUCGUGUCAGGAAUUGCCACCCUAGCCACAGCAUCAAAACUUACAAAGACAGAGUAAGCAGAGACAGGGAGAGGAUCGAGGAGGAUGGCAGCAACAACAACAAGAGCAAAGCCUGAAGCACAAAAGAUAGUGUGGAAUGAGAAAGACCGAAAAUUUGAGACAGAGGAUAAAGAAGCAUACUUGCAGUACCAGCUCAGAAAUGGGGGAAAAGUUAUGGACAUCAUCCAUACUUAUGUUCCUUCUAGCAAGAGGGGUUUAGGCCUUGCUGGCCACCUCUGUGUGGCUGCUCUCUCUCAUGCUCAAUCCAAUUCUCUUUCAGUCAUUCCCACCUGCUCUUAUGUCUCCGAUACUUUUCUUCCCCGAAACUCAUCAUGGGAUUCUGUUGUGUACAAAGAAGAGCUCAAGUCUUCUAUAUGAAGUUGAUGAAGCUCUUCAGCAGUUUCUUCAGUCAUACUGUUCUUGCUGUGAUGAUUGUUUCACCUUUCCAUUCCCACGACAGAACAAGUUCACUGCUUCAGUUCCAGUGAGCAGUUUUAGAUGUUAGUGCAGCAACUGAAUUAUGGAACUCUCUUUCUCUCUCUCUCUCUAAAAUGUUUAAUUUCUUCUUUUCUUUUUGAAAACUGUUUUAAAUUACAGAGAGUUGAGAUGUCUAAUCAGGUAAAGAGUAAAAUUGUGCAAAACAUCUUAAUCUCUCGAAUAAUCUGUGAAUGUUGUAUAACACCUGAGUUUUGCUGCUUGAUACAAGUUCAUAAGGUUAUUAAGAGUUGAAACUCGAAAGAGAACUUUUGAAC